Plasmopara halstedii is the source of this 330-nucleotide messenger RNA. RefSeq lists its product as uncharacterized. The record is from RefSeq and is a predicted model, not a curated record. The coding region runs from base 1 to 330 and encodes 109 amino acids. Lineage: Eukaryota; Oomycota; Peronosporomycetes; Peronosporales; Peronosporaceae. The transcript is spliced from 2 exons.
AUGCAGCAAUCCAAGUUCUUACGAGCGAUUGAAGCGUUUAUUAAAUUUCAGGCUGCUAAAGGUGGCACCGCUAGAAGCUUAGCUAUUAGUGUUAAAGAUGAAGCAGAAUGUCAGGUUCUGCUGUGUGCGAUUAUUGACUUUAUUUAUCGAAAAUUUGAUAAUUGCUGCACGAUAAGACUAGUUUUCACAAAUGCGUGCCAUGAUGACAGUUCGCGUAAAUACAUUAUAGCUGCAUCACCAGAAUCGCCGCACGACAACAAACUCGACUGCAACUCGUACUUUGGCUUGAUCGCAUAUCUGGUUGAGCGCAUGCGUCAUCGCACGGGUUAA